AUGUUAAAAUUUCGAGUUGAUCGUGCAGAUUUCUUGGCUCGAGGACUUUUUACAUUGUUGGGAUUAUAUAUAGAAUGUGCAAUUGUAAUAACCGCAAAAAAACGCUUUUUGGGAAGCGUAGAGUCGGAUGGUGGAAGUCAUGAGGAGUUGGGAAUAGUGGUGGAAGAGGUCGAGAUGGUGGUGGUGGCAGUCAAGGGGGUAGAAGAUAAAAAUCAUGGGGGUACAAGAGGUGGAACCAAAAGAAAAAUAUUUUCAGUUGAAGGUCAAGAUGGUGUCAAGUUAGGAUAUCGAGUUUGGAAUCCAUUUAGAUUCAAGUUGGCAGCUGGUUUCCUAGAUGGCAUUGAUCAUAUCUAUAUAGUUCCUAAAUCUAAAAUAUUAUAUCUAGGUACUGCAUCUGGUACCACUGUUGACAUGUUGCUGAUAUAG
Entrophospora candida is the source of this 426-nucleotide messenger RNA. NCBI's taxonomy places the organism in Eukaryota, Fungi, Glomeromycota, Glomeromycetes, Entrophosporales, Entrophosporaceae. The record is from the annotation of a GenBank genome assembly.